Messenger RNA from Salvelinus namaycush (lake trout), 4065 nucleotides. RefSeq names its product protein dispatched homolog 3-like. The record is from RefSeq and is a predicted model, not a curated record. NCBI's taxonomy places the organism in Eukaryota, Metazoa, Chordata, Actinopteri, Salmoniformes, Salmonidae. The transcript has 20 exons. Bases 1 to 4065 code for a protein of 1354 amino acids. Gene Ontology annotation, cellular component: membrane.
AUGGACUUAGAAGACGAGCCGUUGUUAUUCCAGAGCAGCUGGGAUGCUGAGGAGGAAGAGGAGCAGGAUGAGGAAGAUGGGGAGUCAGAUACACAGAUUAAUGGGGGGAGCAGCACCACUGGAGGCAGCAUAGUGUGGGGGGCGGUGGGCUGGGUCUACACACAGCCCUGGGUGAGUGGGGUGGUCCUGGGAAUUGGAGUCUUUCUUCCCUGUGCCCUCUCUGCCUACAUGUUCCUAUACUGCCCCCCAUUGGACAUAGACCUUUCCUACAGUGCCUUUGAGGUUCACAGCCACUUCUCCGCUGAGCGGUUUGAUGCACUCACCAUUGCCAUAAAGACUCAGUUGGGGUCCUGGGACAGACGCAGGCGUGACGUGGACCACUAUGACUUCACUGCUCUACAGGAGCUGCUGUUGGACAGACUGGGUAGGCAGGGAGAUGAAGCAUCCAACUGGACAUCACAUGGAGGGCUGAAUUCGAAAUCUCUGAAAAACCACACGUUCAAAAGAGUAGUUAUGCAACAGAGAGGAGUUGCCCUGAGUCAGCAAAAGACUGAGAUGCAUAGAGAGGCAAGGGCUGGUAAAGCAAAGAUAAGAGAGGAGGAUAAAAAUACAACUAACUUAGGAAAACCUGAGAGUCAUGAGUUCAAAGGGGAAGAGGGGUUCAGAGACAGUGAGAGAUCUCACACUAGGAUGCGCAGGUUUGCUCCCAACUACUCAUACCUGCAGAGCCAAGCCUUGUGGAGGAUGGAGCUGGUGUUUGUAGCUCAGGGUGGGGGGGACAACAACAUCUUCACCCCAGAGCGUCUCCGCACCAUCCACCACAUAGAGCACCUGCUCAUGCAGCACCCCCAGUUCCAGCAGUUCUGUUGGAAGCCUCUGGAGGUCCUGAGAGACCUGCCCCUGGGCCCCUCCUACUGCUCCCCUCCAAGCUCCCUCCUCUCCUACCUCUUCCCCAGUGAACGGGGAGGCAGGAUCUACUAUGAUGGCAUGGGACCUGACCUGGCUGACAUCCAUGGUGCUCUGAGUCUAGCGAUUACCCACCCACAGUUCUACUGGUAUGUGGAUGAGAGUCUGGCCCCUGACCGGCUCUCCUCCUCUCUCCUGCGCAGUGAGAUCCAAUUCGGAGCUCCGCUGCCCUCAUACUACUCCCUCCAGGACCGGCCUGAGGAGCAGAGGCAGCGCUUCAGGAACUUUGUGGUUCAGUACUCUGACAUCCUGGCUCAGCAGUCCACCAGCCAGGUGAAGGUGUUGUAUGGGGGCACAGAGCUGUUUGAUAACGAGGUGAGACAGACCUUCCACAGAGACAUGUUGCUGGCGCUGAUCAGUGGGGGCUGCAUCACUCUACUGGUCUAUGUCCUCACCUCCUUCUCAGUGUUCCUGACGUUCUUUGGGCUCACUAGCAUUGGUCUGAGCUGCCAGGUGGCUCUCUUCCUCUACCAUGUGGUCUUUGGGGUGAGAUACCUUGGCAUCCUCAAUGGAGUUGCAGCCUUUGUGAUCAUUGGCAUUGGUGUGGAUGAUGUGUUUGUGUUCAUCAGUACAUUCAGACAGGCUUCCCACUUGGUCCACCCGGUGCAGAGGAUGAUGUACACGGUGAAAACUGCUGGCCGAGCGACCUUUCUCACCUCCUUCACCACCGCAGCUGCCUACGCUGCUAACACCUUCUCACAGAUUCCGGCAGUGCAUGACUUUGGCCUGUUCAUGGCCCUCAUCGUCAGCUGCUGCUGGCUCUGGGUGUCCAUCCUCAUGCCCGCUGCCCUGUGUAUCUGGACCCAGUGUGUUGACCCCCAGGAGAACACCUGUCUCAAAUGGUGGAAAGCUCUUACAGGACUGUCAGUGAGUCACAGUCCUUUGUCAGAUGAGGAUGAAGAUGUGGCCCUCCUGUCGGUGGAGAUGGAGCCAGGCUCCUGUGUCACUGAUGUAGAUGCAGCCAUUUUGUCCCUGUCAGUGGAGACCUCGCUCUCACCCCCAGGGCGGGGGAAUGCAGGUGUGGUCAGUGCUAAACUUCAGUGGGCUCUGAGGCACUGGGUGGCAGAGCCAGCCGUGGAGAAACGCAAAGUCAUUCUAGGCAUCUACAUCCUGGUCCUGCUGCUGUCUGCUGGGUGCUGCUGCCUCCUGCGGCCGGCUACUCAUGCCCCGUUACUAUUUCGCCCAGACACCAACCUCCAGACUCUACUGGGACUGAGGAACAACCUCAGUGCCCAGGGCAUCUCUUGCCACAUGUGCUCUGGUCUGUUCAUGGAGAAACCUCAUCUUCUGCACAGCCCUACCCAUACUACCCCCUCCAUGCCUGGGUUUCACCCUCAGCAACAUACACAGAGCACUUCAAACUCAACUCUACAGAGCCCAAUCACACCAAGCAUAUCCUCCAUCACAACAGGGCCUCUGCUGACAGUGUAUGUCUCUAAGCUGGAUGUGGGUGCUUCUAUCACUCUGUACCGCUUCUCUCUGAAUAGCAGCGUGCCAUCGCCCUGGAAAAGCCUCAGUGCCGGGCAUGGAGAAGUUCCAUCCUUUCAGGCAUACAGUGGACCUCACAGCAACUUCAGCACCCACAUGACUGUGUGUGUGUCCCGUGUGUACCACCCCCACCCUCGCUGGAUGAUCACUUCCCAGUCAUGUGAUCCACGCCACGGCUGGAGGUCAGAGUUCAGCUUCUAUGUGGCAUCGGCUGAGCAGCAGCACAGCAGGAGAUUGUACUUUGCCCAGCACAAGCUGAGUCCUCAUCCCAGCCGAGUGUGUGCAGAACCACCUGGCUGUGUGAUCAGCUCCGGGCCUGACGGACCCACACAGGGCUCUUUCUACACUCCACUCCCCACAGAUUCCACCUCAACCAAAAGGUCCAAGACUUCUGGUUUUAACCCCUGUAGUGGAGGUGGCUGUGGCAAGCCAGCAGUCCGUCCUCUGGUUGACACUGGUGCGAUGGUGUUUGUGGUUUUUGGAAUACUUGGAGUCAACCGCACCCAACGCACAGACAACCACGUCAUUGGGGACAUGGGCAGUGUGAUAUUGGAUCCAAACUUUGAUAUCUUCCAAGAGAUUGGACACCUCUGCCAAAUCUGUAAAGCUAUCAGUGCUAAUAAACAGCUUGUGAAGCCGGGAGGAGCCCAGUGUCUACCGUCAGGCAACAAGCUUUCUUCUAUCCUGCCCUUACUCAACCCAGACUGCCACUCCCUCCCUGAGCCCAACCUGCUGCCAGGCCAGCUGUCCCAUGGGGUCGUGGGGACGCACGGUGGCAGAGUAAGCUGGCUCUCCAUGGCCUUUGAGUCUACCACCUACAAGGGGAAAUCCUCUUUCCAGACACACUCAGACUUCCUCCAAUGGGAGACCUUCCUACAAGAGCAGCUCUCGACUCUCCCAGAGUCCUCUGCUCUACGGAGAGGUUUCCAGACCUGUGAGCACUGGAAGCAGAUCUUUAUGGAAAUCAUAGGUGUCGAGAGCGCCCUCUGCAGUCUGCUCCUGUCCCUGGCCAUCUGUGUGGCAGCUGUGUCUGUUUUCACUGCCCAUCCGCUUCUGCUGCUGCCAAUACUGCUCACCAUCCUGGGGGUCAUCUGUCUGGUGGUGGCCAUCAUGUACUGGCUGGGCUGGGAGUUGGGGGCCGUGGAGGCCAUCUCUCUGUCCAUCCUAGUGGGCUCCUCAGUGGACUACUGCCUGCACCUGGUGGAGGGCUACCUGCUAGCUGGGGAGACCAUACCAGCCACACCAGGACACACUAUGGUACCUAAAAGGCAAAGAAGGUCCCUAGAUGCAGUAAACCACGUGGGAGUUGCCAUUGUGUCCAGUGCUGUCACCACCGUGAUCUCCACAGUCCCUCUCUUUUUCUGUGUCAUCGUGCCUUUUGCUAAAUUUGGCCAGAUUGUGGCCAUUAACACAGCAGUGUCCAUCUUGUUUACCCUGACUGUGACUGCAGCUAUGUUGGCCACCAUGGGCCCUGCCAACUUCCACAGGCCUCCUGGUGCUGUGCUGAAGGCCAGCCUGGCAGUACUGGGCACCACAGCCUUUGGCGCUGCCCUGUGCUGGGCAGGAGGGCAACUAGGACCAGUCACCUGGCACACAGCAGUCACCAUGUGA